Hibiscus syriacus is the source of this 1266-nucleotide messenger RNA. RefSeq names its product probable WRKY transcription factor 27. Gene Ontology annotation, molecular function: transcription cis-regulatory region binding; DNA-binding transcription factor activity. Lineage: Eukaryota; Viridiplantae; Streptophyta; Magnoliopsida; Malvales; Malvaceae. Gene Ontology annotation, biological process: regulation of DNA-templated transcription. Gene Ontology annotation, cellular component: nucleus. The record is from RefSeq and is a predicted model, not a curated record. The coding region runs from base 1 to 1266 and encodes 421 amino acids. The transcript is spliced from 3 exons.
AUGGCUGCGGAAUGGGAUCUUUUUGCGGUGGUGAGGAGUUGCAAGUCAACCAGGAACACCGCCAGCUCCAGCGUAGCAACCAACCUUUCCUCGAAAGGGAACAGCAGCGGUUGCAACGAUGACCCUUUGGCUUAUUUGCCCUCAUUGGCGGUUGAGCAAGAAGCUGACCCGUUUCCAUUUCCUAAUCAAAGUAAAAGUGGUUCUUACCGUUCUUUACGAGAUUCUCAGGAGCCCGUUUUGACACAAGCUGACCCCACCAUCGUGGGCAAUUAUCGAGGCGGAGAUCCGUGCUUUUUGGGGCCCGUUGAGGGUGGAUACAUUGGCCAACAUUAUCGGUUACAACACCAGCUGCUGCUGCAACAACAACAACAGUUCGCCGUCAAGACGAACCUAGCUCCUGUUUUCACUUUCGAUCAGUUUCUAAACCAGAGUCCACCUCGACCGAAGAAGUCUAGAAAGCGAGUUGUUCAACUUCAACACCAUCAGUUUCAACAGCAGCAACAACAAGAACCGGCCACCAUUACGACGAGCCGAGUUCCGGUUUUCACUUGUGGUCAAAUUGUGAACCAGCGACCACCUCAACCGAAGCGGUCGAAAAAAAGAGUUCAACAUCCGGAGGUUCCAAGAUUAAGAAGGAGGAGGAACCAGCCGAGUACUGUAUGCCAUGUAACGGGUGAUAAUCUGUCUACUGAUCAAUGGUCAUGGCGUAAAUACGGACAAAAGCCCAUCAAAGGCUCCCCCAACCCAAGACACUACUACAGGUGCAGCAACUCAAAAGGGUGCUCGGCGAGAAAACACGUCGAGCGUAGCAGUUUGGACCCCGACAGCUUUAUUGUUGCCUACACCGACGAACACACUCACAGCAAGCCUACUCGAAGAAGCAAACUAUCGAAGGCCGCCGCCAAUGUUUCUUCCUCCUCUUUCAUCUCUCCAACGACGCCACUUUCGGCUCCUGAAGACGGAGAUGCCGCCGACACCAUGCAAAACGCGGGCGAUAAUGGAGUUAAAGAAGGUGAAAACGAUAAAAACAGGGCUCUUGAAACGCCUCCUGUUGUAGAGAUCGAUGAUGAUGAAGAUGUUAUUUUGAUCCCCAACUCGCAUGUCAAUGAAGAUCUUCUCGAAAGAAUGGGAGAACUCCUGGGUGGUGCUGGUGGUAGCAGUAGUUCUGGUAGUGGAUUAGAACCUAACUGGCCGGCCUUUGGUGGCAACUUCUCUUCUUGGUGCAGCGGUAACUCCGCCUCCGGAGGCACCGCUGGUCGUGGCUGA